This is a messenger RNA of Trichoderma virens Gv29-8, 1464 nucleotides long. RefSeq lists its product as uncharacterized. The transcript is spliced from 4 exons. Gene Ontology annotation, cellular component: membrane. Gene Ontology annotation, biological process: transmembrane transport. NCBI's taxonomy places the organism in Eukaryota, Fungi, Ascomycota, Sordariomycetes, Hypocreales, Hypocreaceae. Gene Ontology annotation, molecular function: transmembrane transporter activity. The annotation marks the transcript as partial. The record is from RefSeq and is a predicted model, not a curated record.
UCGCUGCUGCAUAGCGCCGACCUGCCAGCUGAUAUCGCGCCCUCCAAGUCCUUCCGUCGCUUUGUGCUGGGCAUGUGCGUGGUGUUCCUCUUCAUCAUCGAGGUCAGCCAGUUCAUUCUCACUCCCGCCAUGGAGCAGAUCAUGGAGGAUGUCAUUUGCCGGCGCUAUCACCCGGAUCAUGCUCUGGCGAUGCACGACAACCGGUGCAAGGAGACGGACGUGCAAAAGACGCUGGCCAUGGUGCGAUCCUGGUCCAUGUCUGGGGAGAUGCUGUUUCCCCUUUUUGUCCAGAUCUCUUUUGGUGUCGUUGCUGACAAGUAUGGCCGUCGUCUUGUCAUCUUCCUUGCUCUCUUUGGAGCCUUUCUCGAGCAAGUCUGGAUAACGAUUGUCUUGCUCUUCCCUGAUACGUUCUCCAUCUGGAGUAUGCUCUAUGGCAGCGUUUUCUACUUGAUUGGUGGCGGUGGCCAGAUGGUCGUUGCCAUGGUUUGGACCAUCAUUGCCGACGUGGUUCCCGUGGCUGAGAGAACCAGCGUCUUCUACCAGGUCUAUGCCAUGAACCUCAUCAUCUCCGUUGCUGUCAACCCUCUCGCUGCAUGGCUGCUCAGCAUAGAUGCUUGGCUUGCAAUGUGGAUUGGCAACGGAAUCCUGGCCGUUGGCAUGCUGUCGUCCGCUCUCAUCCCGGAGACGCUGAAACUUCGCCAGGCGGCCGAUAACAAGCGCCGCGGUCAAGGCGCGUCGCCUCCAGUCGAGGAUGAAUCUCAGUUGUCGUCGAGGAAGCUUCCUGGUGCAAAGGACUUGGCGCGCCGUGCGUGGUUCUCCGUCAAGAACGACGUGUCCCACGUGUGGCACUUUAUCUUCGCCUCCAAAAUCGUGGUGCUGCUUCUUCUGGCCUAUGGACCAUUCUACCUCAUCAGGCUAGCUUUUAUUCUGGACAUUUUGCAGUACAUGAGCCGCCGCUUUAACUGGGAGUGGUCAACAGCAACCUAUAUCAACACUAUCAGCAGCCUGACGGCCGUCUUCACCCUGCUUGUGGUGCUACCUGUAGCAUCCCACAUACUGACCGCGCGUUUCCGGUACAACCCCAUCCGGCGCGAUCUUCUCUUAGCUCGCAUCUCCAUUGUCGUUUUCAUCAUUGGCAGCAUUCUCACCGCCUUGGCUGACGUGCCGUGGCUCUUCAUCUGCGCCAUGGUCAUCACCAAUCUUGGCCAGGGCAUGAGCACCCUCUGCAGGGCCCUACUCAAUGCUGUGGUUGAGCCGCACACCAUUGCGACUCUCAACACCACCAUGUCCACCAUGGAAACCCUGAUGGGCUUCAUAGGCUCGCCAGUCAUGGGAUGGCUCCUGAGCCGUGGCAUGGAGCUGGGCGGAAUGUGGAUGGGCUUGCCUUAUAUGGCGACGACUCUGCUUGGAGUCUGUGUCAUGGUGGCAAUUUAUCUCGUCAGAAUUCCAGCUGGAUUUGCUCAG